AUGGUCGAUCUCCCAGAACACCUAGCCAAAGUGCUGCCCAAGCAGCGGGACCUUUACUACGCGGGAAAGUUCCAAGCGCCUGAGUCACCCAAGAACUAUGUCGAAACAUUCAAUCCAGCCACUGGCAAGGCCAUCACCAAGGUCGCACAGGCCACCACCGCCGACACCGAAGCAGCCAUCAAAGCUGCGCAUGAAGCCUUUCCUGCAUGGCGUGAUACUCACCCGGAAAAGAGAAGAGAAUACCUACAGAAAGCUGCAUCGAUCGUGCGAGCACAUGCAAGGCAACUCGCCUUGAUCGACUCCAUCAACACGGGAAACCCUUUCAAAGAGAUGAUCCCAGAUGCCAUCACCGCCGCCGACGCUCUGGACUAUUUUGCCGGGCUGAUUCCCAUGGUCAAGGGUGAAACUGUGCCCAUGGGGACCGAAGGGUUCCAUUAUACCUUGCGCGAGCCACUGGGUGUGGUGGCGAGGAUUGUGGCGUACAAUCAUCCCAUCAUGUUCUGUGCGCAGAAGAUGGCCGCUCCGCUGGCGGCAGGAAACACAGUCAUUAUGAAGCCUGCCGAACAAGCACCCCUCUCUGCUCUGUAUCUGGCUGAACUGCUCCACGGCGUUUUCCCACCUGGCGUGGUCUCUAUUGUCAAUGGUGGUCUUGACAGUGGAGUUACUUUAUCCACACAUCCCUUGGUCAAAAUGAUCACUCUUAUUGGCAGCGUACCGACCGGCAAGGCUAUUUACAAGAGUGCCUCGGGCACACUGAAGCCUCUACUUUUCGAACUCGGCGGCAAGAACGCCCUUGUUGCCUACCCGGAUGCAGAUAUCGACAAGCUUGUCGACGGCAUCACUCGGGGAAUGAACUAUCUGUGGGCAGGCCAGUCUUGUGGCUCCACCUCGCGUGUUUUCCUCCACGAGUCCGUCCACGACAAAGUGCUAGAACAGGUAGUCGAGAGAGUCAAGAAGUCCUUUGUUCCUGGCGACCCGACGGACGAAAAGACCACCAUGGGCCCACUGAUUUCGGCCGCCGCGCUGGAACGGGUCAAAGGCUUCUGCAAGGAUGCCGUCGCUGAAGGCGCUCGGCUUGUCCUCGGUGGCAAGCAGCCGGAGUCGAUGAAAGAGGGCAAUUUCUUUGAGCCGACAAUCUUCGCCGACGUCACACCCGAAAUGCGGGUCGCCAAGGAGGAGGUGUUUGGUCCGAUCCAAAGCAUCUUCAAGUGGACGGACGAGGAGGACGUGUGGAAGAUCGUCAACAGCACCAACUAUGGUCUCACGGGGGCCGUGUACACUCGCGACCUGAAGACGGCACAGAGAGCAGUCAAUCGGUUUGAGACGGGCUAUGUUUGGGUGAACAACGUUGCGAAGCACUAUCUGAACAUGCCGUUCGGAGGACAAAAGAACUCGGGCCUGGGUAGAGAGGAGUGCUUUGAUGAGCUCAUCGCUUUCACCCAGCAGAAGGCUGUCAACGUGUCAUUGACCUGA
Messenger RNA from Fonsecaea erecta, 1473 nucleotides. RefSeq lists its product as hypothetical. Gene Ontology annotation, molecular function: aldehyde dehydrogenase (NAD+) activity. NCBI's taxonomy places the organism in Eukaryota, Fungi, Ascomycota, Eurotiomycetes, Chaetothyriales, Herpotrichiellaceae. The transcript has a single exon. The record is from RefSeq and is a predicted model, not a curated record. Bases 1 to 1473 code for a protein of 490 amino acids.